This is a messenger RNA of Phlebotomus papatasi, 3165 nucleotides long. RefSeq lists its product as uncharacterized. Gene Ontology annotation, biological process: DNA integration. The record is from RefSeq and is a predicted model, not a curated record. The transcript is spliced from 4 exons. Bases 1 to 3165 code for a protein of 1054 amino acids. Lineage: Eukaryota; Metazoa; Arthropoda; Insecta; Diptera; Psychodidae. Gene Ontology annotation, molecular function: nucleic acid binding; zinc ion binding.
AUGUCAGAAGAAGGUGAUUCGUCUAAUCGUAAGGAAGAGAAAAAACUGCAAACGAUGCAGUCAAGUACAGGAAUAUCUGGGCACCAGAAUAUUCAACUUACCUUGCCGACAAAUUUGGAGUAUUUCCAACCCCAAAAAGGCACGUGGAGUCGAUGGCUGAUGCGACUUGAGGAAAAUUUUGAAUUCUUUGGAAUUACUGCAGAGGAUAGCCAGAAGAGAAUGUUGACGCAGUACAUGGGCUGCGAGGCUUACGAUAAGCUGUGUGACAGAAUCGCCCCAAGAGUUCCGAGGAACCUAACCUACAAGGAGAUUGCAGAUCUGCUGCAGAAGUACUACGAUCCACCUCCACAAGAAAUUAUAGAGGUUUAUAAGUUCCAGAAACGGGAGCAAAAUGAAGGGGAGUCUUGUGAUGAUUAUUUGGCUGCGCUGCGCAAACUGGCUGUCAAUUGCAACUUUGGAUGCAGUGAAUGUGAUUUCCUUCUGAAAGCGUUGAGAAAUCAAUUCGUGAUUGGGUUGAGAAAUAAGGCAAUUCAAAAGCGCCUGUUCGAGAAAAAGGAUUUGACACUGGACCAUGCUGUGGAGAUAGCAAAAGCCAUGGAGUCAUCCGAAGAAGGACAGGAAGUUGUAGCCGGCAAGCAGAAGAUGGACGUCAAUAAGGUCGCCGAAGCGGAGAAGAAGCUGCCAGAGAACAAUGUUCCAGAGAAAGAAGAGGAACAGGGUAAGCCGCCCAUCAGGAGAUGCUAUCGUUGCGGAGUGAGUACCCAUUUGGCCAAUAAGUGCCCUCAGAAAGAUGCUAUUAUUUGUUACGCGUGCAACAAGAAAGGCCACAUGGCGAAAUUCUGUCUCACCACCGGAAAGAAGGAGCAGAAGGGAGGAGAAAAACUCAAUAAAGUUGAAGAUUUAAUGUAUCAAGAGAGUAAAUUUGUAGGGAAAGUUUGGUUAGGUGUCAAGGUGGGUGGAAGAGACAUGAAUUUCGAGGUAGACAGUGGAUCUCCGAUAUCCAUUAUAAGUUCUCAUGAUAAAGAUACCCUUUUUCCAAAGGCGGAAAUUUUUCCUACAAGUAGGAAUUUUGUCGGGUAUAAUAAUUCAGAGAUUGAUGUGUUGGGUUAUGUGAAGGCUACCGUGGAAGUGAGGGGACGUGUCCUUCGAGACAUGAAUUUGUACAUUGCUCUGGGUUCUAAGAAAGCACCUCUGUUGGGCAGGGAAUGGAUACGAAGACUUAACUGGCUUAACUGGAAUCAAGUAAUGUCGAUUCAUAAGGUCUCAGAGAAUAUUAAACUUGAUGAAGAGAUUGUAAAUCUGAAAAGGGAUUUUAAAAACGUAUUUGACGAUUCCUUGGGAAAGAUAGUGGGGAUUAAAGCGGAACUUAAACUUAAAGAUGAUGCGAAGCCAGUGUUUUUGAAAGCAAGGGGUGUACCAUUUGCAAGAAAAGAAGCAGUCGGGCGUGAGAUUGAUAAAUUGGUGGAAGAAGGGGUUUUUGUGAAAGUAAAUCAAAGUCCUUGGGCGACACCAAUAGUUGUAGUUCCAAAAGCUUCUGGGAAAUUGCGCCUUUGUGGUGAUUAUAGCACUACUCUUAAUCCAAAUCUCGUCAUAGACAGGCACCCAUUGCCAACGGUUGAGGAGCUUUUCUGUGAUAUGGCAGGGGGAGAAAAGUUUUCCAAAUUAGACUUAACCCAGGCUUACAUGCAAUUAGAAGUUCGGGAGGAAGAUCAAGAGAUGUUAACGGUGAAUACCCACAAAGGGCUUUACAGACCUACUCGAAUGAUGUACGGAGUAUCAUCUGCGGUUGCAAUUUGGCAGAGAGUUAUGGAAACAUUGUUGCAAGAUGUUCCGGGUGUCAAAGUGUUCCUUGAUGAUAUUCGUAUCACAGGGUCAAACGAUCAGGAGCAUUUGACAAGACUUAGGGAAGUCUUGAAAAGAUUAAAUCCUAAAAAGAUUGAAGCGUUAGAAGGGAUGCCACGACCCAAGAAUCGCGAUGAAGUCAGAGCCUAUGUUGGCUUUAUCAAUUAUUAUGGAAGAUUUUUUGAAAAUUUAAGCACAAAGUUGUACCCGAUUAAUAAUCUCCUUAAAGAAGACAGUGAUUCGGGAAUUAAAUGGGAUUCCGAUUGUGAGAAAGCUUUUCAGGGAAUGAGAGAUGAAAUGAGGAAAGAAGUUUUUCUGGGUCAUUAUGACCCAAAGGAACAAAAGGCUGCUGCUCAUGGAAACGCAGACGGACUAUCGCGUUUGCCACUACCUAAGACUUCAGAAUACGAAACGGAUGAUCCGGAAAUUGUUCAAUUGAAUUCGAUCAAUACAUUACCUGUGACUUUGUCAGAAAUUCAGCAUGAGACUAAGAUAGAUAAGGAAGUUAAGAAGCUGAUUGAGGGCCUUAAAUUGGGGAAAGUUAUUUCCAAGGAAGAUCGGUUCAAUAUAAAUAUGGAGGAAUUUUCUUUUAAGCAGGGCUGCUUGGUCAGGGGGGAAAGAACAUAUAUUCCGGGCAAGUUGAGAAAUGUAAUACUUCAGGAGUUGCAUGAUGGGCAUGUGGGUAUGACGAAGAUGAAGAUGAUGGCGAGAAGUUAUUGCUGGUGGGUCGGAAUUGACAGAGACAUAGAGAAAUUGGUGAGCAACUGCACAAAUUGCCAAGAGAAUCGGGCAAACCCGUCUAAAGUUCCAGUCCAUACAUGGGAAUCAGCAACUAAACCAUUUGAGAGGGUACACAUUGACUAUGCGGGGCCAGUGUAUGGGAAAUGGUUGCUAAUAGUUGUGGAUUCAUAUUCGAAGUGGCCUGAGGUAGUCAGUGUUACAGACCAGACGACUGAAACUACUAUUACAGAGUUACGAAAAAUUUUUUCUACACAUGGCCUACCAGAAGUGAUUGUAUCUGAUCAAGGCAGGCAGUUUAUGAGCUGCGAAUUUAAAGAGUUUUGUAAAAACAAUGGAAUUGUGCACAAAACGGGUGCUCCUUACCAUCCAGCUACAAACGGGCAAGCUGAGCGUGAGCCAGAUCUGUUAGAAGUGUCCGAUUCCGAUUCUCAAUCAGAGGACGAAGUUUUCGAAGAUGCUGUAGAUGAUCCCAGCUCUAGUACAAAUGAAGUGUCUCUCGAAACAGGUCCGUUACCCUCGCACCCGGAACCUUUGCGUAGAUCCAAAAGGACUAUUAGGCCACCUGAUCGACUUAACCUCUAG